AUGGCUGAUCAGUGCAUUGUCUGUCUAGAGACUCUAGACGUCCAACAACCCUCAGACCCACACCCGUCGUCCUCCGUCAGCGCUCCUGCCGGCCCUGCUACAGGGGAUUCAAGUGAGCCCGGAGCGCCCGCCGCAUCGAUCGAAGUAGACGCAGUUACACCCAAGGACGAUGCCGACAACAGCCCCGUUAGCACAACCGCCAGCAACACAGGUACCAGGAAACACGACAACAAACACGACCAUGUAGCCGAGAUUCAAGUUUGUGGCCACGCGCUGCACGAUUCUUGUCUACGAUUAUGGACCGACAAGGCCAAUAGCUGUCCCAUUUGCCGCCAGCAAUUCCACCUGGUGCAUGUGUACGACAAGAUAGGAGGUAAACUCCUGAGUUCCUACCAUGUCGAAGAUAAGAAGCAGGUAGCCGAGUUCGACCCCCAACAAUGGCUUGACGAGAACCCCGAGCCUGAAGAGGAUGUUAGCCUACCGUGCCCAAUCUGCAACCGUUCAGAUAACGAGGAGGUUCUGCUGUUGUGCGAUGGGUGCGAUGUGCCAUAUCAUACACAUUGCAUCGGCCUGGAGAGGGUCCCGCCUAGUCACUGGUUCUGCAUGGAAUGUGCGGACGUGCUAGGUGAGGAUAUCAACGCGCAAGAUGGGAUGCCCGAAGACUUUGCGCCAGCUCCGAGGACCCGUCGUGGCUCUCAGAACGCCCAGCGCGAGCGCGGCAACUACUAUUUCCCAAGAACCCAAGGCAGCAUGCGCCGGGCCAGGAUAAGGGCCAGAUCUGACGAGUGGCAAGGUGCUUGGGGUAGGAUCGCCGGCAGAGUUUGGGAUGCCCUGAGCUUGGACCUUGACUAUCAGGAUGACGAUGGCGACGAUGGUACACUCGAAGACCUAGAGAAUUACCGCCGGUCGCAGCGGCUUAGGGAGCAGGAGAGGCUAGAGCAUGAAAGGUGGCAGCAGCGUCUCAUGAUCGCCACUAGACUGGGGGCUCGAGACGUCUUUACCACCAACAUGCCUAGUGUGUUCCAAAGUCGGUACGUCCCGCGCGAACCGUCGCCUCAACAGACUCGGGAAGAAGAACAAGCAUGGGGUGCUUUUGAGCUGGCCAGAGGUGCCCAGGAGGGCUCCGCAAGUCGCAAGCGCAAGUCACGCUCUAUUAGUGGUGAAGUGGAGGCAUCCAACCAUGAGCCGGAGAGGAAGCUGAAGAGGCCUCGAACGCGGAGGCUACACACAACUCAAAACGGCGAACCAUCUACCUCAGCGGCGAACCAGCCCAGCGCAUCCACCACCGCCGGACCAUCAGCAUCCACCGAAGCAGCUCCGUCUUUCUUAUCGUCUUUGCUCAAGGAAGUGGAGAUGAGCACGGCUUCUGAUGAGGAUGGCUUCCGAGAUGUUCCUGAACUUCCUGUUCCGGGAAGCAUCGACACGGGGUCCCCGGUUCCUACCUAUGUCAGUCCUCGGGCGACAACACCGCCGAUGGUCAUGAGUCGGCCGAGUUCCCCGGGCCUCAGCUCCUAUCUGGCCCCUGUCUACGCUCCGGCAAACUUCUCGCUCAACCGAUCAACAUCACCGACAGCUAAAACUUCCCGGUCGUCCUCGCCGAACAACAGACGUAGGAGUCAAACCUCGCCUGAGAACAGUGACACGGAGCAACAGCGCGGUCGUUCUCGCCAGCAAAGUGGCUCAGCAGCCGCCGGAGGACCAUCGUCGUCGGCAUCGAUUACUGUCCAGGCAUCGCUAGUGCGGCGGCCUCAUCCCAAUGCGCCACACAGGUCCCCCGAGACAUCGCCAUCACGACCUGCUCUGCCACUCGACGUGAAGCAGAGCAUCAACAGUAUUGUUCGGGGAGCAUUGAGGCCUCAUUGGCAUUCGCAGAAAAUAACUGCCGAGCAGUACGAGGCUAUCAACCGGGAUGUGUCGAGGAAGCUUUAUGAAGAAGUUCAAGAUCCUGCAAUGAGUCUAGGCGAAGAGCUGAAACAGAGCUGGGAGAAGCUUGCGGCUAAGGAGGUCACUAGGGCGGUUGACCAGUUGAAGGCGUGA
Molecule: messenger RNA, 2037 nt
Organism: Neurospora tetraspora
Lineage: Eukaryota; Fungi; Ascomycota; Sordariomycetes; Sordariales; Sordariaceae
Exons: 2
Coding region: 1-2037 (678 amino acids)
Source: RefSeq, a predicted model, not a curated record